AUGUUGCGGGAUGUGCAGCAGCGCGACGCCGCGUCCCUCGCGCCGGUCGACGGCGACGGCCACGAGCGCAUUGUGCUCACGCCCACUCCGUCCCACGACACUGGCGAUCAAGGCUACGACCUCGUGUCGAUGUCGUCCGUCCCGUCACGCGCGCUGCCCCGUCCGAAGACCCGCAGUCGCGUCCACACUCUCACUGCAACAAAAGCGCUUUUUGCCGCGUGUCUCGUCCUGGCCGCCAGUGUGCGCGCGACGGUCGUGUCGCUGCUCUAUUUGUUCGCGUUUUGCUGCAGCAUUGCGCAAUGGUCGUUCGAGUCUCGAGCGCUUGCGUUGCUGACUCUGUUUGUAGCGCUUGUGGCGUGUGUCGGUCACGGCGCGAUCCAAAGCAUUGACGGGCGUCGACACAGUGGCGAUGCUGCAAGUGUAGCUGCAGUACUUGGCUUCUCGUCGACGCACAGGACUGUGCUCGAGUACUUGCAGGCAAUUGGGGUCGACGGGCUCGUGCUGGUGAGCAGUUGUGUGCACUAUUGGAGUGUAAGACGCGCACGACGCAAGCGGCUGUCGAUGGAAAAGCAGAAGCAAGACACGAGUCAACAGCACUUGGAUCUAUUUGAAAUGGGUGUGCAGUUCGUAACUGCUGGUGAACCCGAGCGGAAUCGGAGCUGCUCGACGCUCCGAGUGGUAGAGCUCUUGACGGCGCUGCUGCUUUUUCUCACAUCUGUGUCGGUGCCGGCGUUUGCCUCGGGAGUGCUCUAUCUCGUGCUGGUCGGGCGCUUGAUUGUGUACACAGUAUGUGUACGGAAGGUGACCGUGCAGGAGCUUGUCGCUCGCGAAUCGAGUGCUUCGUUUACAAGCUGUUUCUUGGGCCCAGUAGUCACGAACGUACUGCUGGGGUGUUGCCUCGUUAUCGUGCUUUCGUGGUAUGUGUUUCAUUUGGAUCCGUUGACAAACGAUGUGACUGCGCGGACAGUUGCUAAGUAUGCUGGUUUUGCCAACUUCCGUGACCGCGGCGUGCAGUGGCAGUACUUCCUCUUCGCGGGGUUCCUGUUCUUGCUCUUUGUCAGCUGUGCCAAGUUGCGUUCCUUGCAUCAUGCAGCAGCGAUCCAGGAUAAAGCUGGUUGUGCUAGAAGCCGCGCGUCUGGGUAUUGGAACAACGAUACUAUGGCAGCUGACUUUGGAUCCGUUAACAGUAGCGCUGCGCAAGCACUGCUUAGUCGACGCCGGACGGAGAGUGACGACAUCCAGAAACUUCUGAGCAAGCAGUCGAUUGUUGUGCGUGCUUUUGCCCGCGACGGGGGUCUUUUGCUGGGCAGCGCAGCGGCAAUCGUCUGGUGUGUAUCGUAUCCGUCAUACUUGUCAGCUCCAUUGUUAGGACUGGCGUUUGUGACGAUUGCGGUGUUCGGCCUGCUGUCGUCAUCGAUCUUCAUGUGGCUGUUUAUCGCAUAUGGAACACUAGUGGUGCUGGCGGAGUACACGAGCAAUCUCACGAUUAACUUUGUGCCGGGUGACUUGUCGGCGUACGGCUUGCGAGUGUUUGACUACCCGAUUUUGCAUAUCGGCGCGCAUACGCUUUGUGCCGUAUUCAUGUUCUUGUCCAUCCGAACACAGUGGCAUUAUCGAGACGUUCUCCGUGAGUCUCGAAAACGUCGCAACAGGACGAAAAGAGCCGACGUUGACAAUGACGUCGAUAAUGGCGACGAGGUGGUUCAGGACAGAGCGAGUUAUGCAAACUUUGUGCGUCUGGCCAAAUUACGCCGGCAACUCCAACAAGGGUGGCGUCCUGCUGUACACGUGUGGAUACUGGAUGCGAGGCAAUUUGUCGUUUUGCAUUUGGACGUGCUAGUUCUUGCUACGAUUUUGAUCGUGACACUGAGUACUGAUGUAUCAUUUCUUCAAGUGGGAUACCUGGUGCUUGCUGCGCUGCUCAUGCUGUUUUUCAAACAGCGACGGCGCUUCUGGCGUGUGCUACUGCUGUAUGCGCUUGGAGCAUGCUUUGCGGUGUUUAUUUGGAACGUCGAGUGCACGGGGAAUUCUGGGCUGGAGCUUUUUGGUUUACAAUGCUACUGCCCUGAUAUGCGCACAUGGAGAUCAUUGUGGCCGACGUUAUUUAGCGCUCAGCUUUUGAUCAUCUUUCAGUUGGUGUUCCAGCUUGUGAUUUACGUGACGAACAGUGAAGCAAUUGAGGAACACGUGGAAACCAAAGAGCAUGUUCGACAGAAGCCCGUGUUUUUUGUAUCUCGCUUGGCCGUCGAAAUCGACAAUUGCUUUCGUAUUUGUGGAGUACUGUUUUGCUACGCAGGUUUCAUUGUCGUGGCUGUUCAGUUCGAAACUGGACCAACCACUUUGAGCACCACGGUGAUCGGAGGCGUGCAAUUGGUGUUGUUCAUUGUCACAUUUGGCUAUCAAUUGGUGACUUUUGCGCCAAGAACGUCCAUGGUGCUGAAGCUGUUGUGGUCGUUAGCACUGCUGAUUGAAGUCACGAUUUUGGUGGUGCGAUACAUCUACCAAUUUGAACAGGUGUCAAGCUACAUGGAAUUGCACUUGUUCACUCCGUCUUUCGUUUCAGCUCAAGACUUCGGACUUGAGUACCAUGCGUCUACUGGCGGAAUCUCAGACGUGUUUGUGUACCUGCUGCCCACAUCAGUCCUAACGGGGCUCUGUUUUUGGCAGCUUUCGUCCAUGAGGAAGGAUAUUAUGCCAUAUGAUUUCUUCAGUGCCGACCGAAGUCGCGCGGCGCAUUGGAUUUGCGUUUGUAUGGAAACUGCCCGGUAUCUGUUGAUAUCGUUUAGUGCAAUCGCGCUAGUGAUUGUGACGAUGUGGGUUGCUCUCGACCAGAUCGGCUUCGACGGUUGGCUGUACGUCCUCACACUUAUAGGCGGUCGUGCCUUGUCUGGAGCGUGGACGCCGUUGUGGCUCCCCCUUUUCUGGCUUGCAGCGCUAUCGAUGCUCUUGAAGUACGUCAUUCAGGUCAGUGUUUUCAGCAUAGCGCAAUCAGGCACAGGGAAUAGCAACGUGCUGCCUGGAUCUGGUGAAAACAGCGACUGGGUUGGAAUGAUCCGCCUAAACGAUCGCUAUGGAGGCAACGUAGGAAAGUCUGCGCUGUGGGAUUUGCUAUCUGGGGACUUCUUGAUUAUUUUCAUGUGCUUACUACAGCGUAUGGCGCAGUACGUCGACUCGUCGUCGUCGAUACGUCAUAUAUUCGAAUUGGGUGAGUCCACUAUGCGAUUCGAAGAGCAGUACGCGAGCUAUAUAGCAAAAAAUGCAGAUGUAUACGACCGGACGUCUUCAUGCGAAGUCGUUGACGACAGUGAUCAUAACGAUCGAGCUCGGGCAAGCACGCAUGAUAACGACGGUGCUCUAUCUCCCGUUUCGAAAAGACACUUCGAGAUCGAACAAGAUAGUAGGCGGCUGAACCCCGCACCUCAGUCGCCAUCCUUUUCUGAUGACAAGACCUUCAUCUCUUGUCUGCGCAGGUUUGGAACCACGUAUGCGAGCACAGCAUCCGUGAACGUAGUGAUGCUCUUACUGACGGUGUCGUGCUUCGUCCACCAAGACGUUAUCGCGAUAAUGUAUCUACUGGUCGUGCGCAGUAUGAUGUUCGCAUACCCUUCGACAGUUUGUGAACGAUGGUGGGCUUUAGCGUGGCUCCUUUCCGUAGUAGUUGUGUUAGAGUAUUCGAUCAUGUUGUGGUUGCCCCCGUUCCUCAACGUCAAAAUGGAGGAAACGUUCCCGUGGCAGAAAAUGUCGAAUACUUAUGAGAUAUGGUUGGUGCCAAGCAACCAACACAAGUGGGCGGCGAUGGCAGACUUUGUGGCGCUGAUGGGCGUGUAUAUCCUGCCAGGUAUCGAAAAAACCGAAAAACUCACCGAAGAUGAGGACAAGAAAGAUGUGGUCGAUGAAACAGCAUUUGUGCACAAGUCGAAUGACGGCGGUGGGUUCAUUGGAGAGAGUGCGGAGAGCACGGGCUCAAUACGUCCCGUGAUAUCCUCAGAAGUAACUAUGUAUAUCAUGCUCACACGAAAGCAUGCUUGGUACUUCCUCGAGCAUGCUUUUCUUAUAAACUGGUUACCCCUGCUUCUUUUCCUGGUCUUCGUGUUUGGCGCAAAGCAUGGCGGCGUCGUGUCCGUCGCAUAUUUAUUGGGUGCUCUGAUGAUGCUGUACCGACUGGAUGAAGCGCGCGAGCCGUCAAAUUUGUGGAUCCAGUAUAUGCGCAAGUGGAAUUGGGCCCACUUGUUUGUUAUUACUAUCAUCAACGUGCCCACUGUCUAUGCUGCCCUAAGUGAGUGCGUCAUUGGGACAAAAGCGAGCGACGACGAUAGCUGUAUGACUGUGGCCAAUCUUCUGGGUGUCGAUGCAAACAAGACUCCCUAUGGGCUGAUUGCUCUUUUCGUGCUGAUCUCGAUCCAGUGCGAGAUCGUUGCUGCGCCAACGUAUCAAAUUGCACUUGCAAUCCUAGCCAGCGAGCAAAGUAGUGCGUCGAUCCGGCGCGAAGCCAUCGUACGCGAUUUCUACCGACGACGAACGGAGCAGUGGUACAUAAUGAAGAGGGACAAGAACGCAGCUAUUCAGCGUCUCAAAAUGAUCGUGUCAAAGCUCGUUCACAAGGUCGAAGAGCUUAUGGACAUUGCUCUGGGACUACACCACAACUUGCCGCCAAUGGCACCGUCCAAGCCUGUUGCUACCGAUCGAACUCAAAAUUCGGCAACGAUUUCGUGGGAGAAGCCAGCAUACAGUUAUCACAAAAUCCGCUACUACCGCAUUUCAAGGCAGCAGUUUCCGUCGCUGACACUCCUUGGUGAUUUUGGAGAUAUUGUGGAAAUCAGCGGCGACCGUAGUGAGGCCAGGAUCGAAGGUCUCCGUCCAGGAACGAGUUAUCAGUUUAAGGUGUGUGCUGUUUCCCGGCUGGGAGAAGGUCCGUAUAGUUCCGCCAGUGACCCCAUCGCAACGUACUCGCUGAACCUAAGUGGCACCACGACGGCUGGCUGGAUGAAGUAUCGUCGAGAAAAGCUUCCUGCCCCUCGCUUUGACUUCUUGGUCUCCUGGAUGAAAGCAAGGUACCUCCACCGGUAUGUAGUGCUCGACUCGAGUCACUUGGUGUUUUACCAAGACGAAGAACGAGCGCUCAUGCACCGCAGUCGCAAACACAGGAAACGCCUGAAAACCUCGUUCAAAUGGCGCGAUGUCACUUCACUCAAACUGAGUGACUCGAAGGUGCAAUUUGACGACGUCUCGCCGUCACUCUACUGUUUCGAGAUUGUUGUGCACCAUCCUUGCCGUCGCGGAGCUAUGAAGUACGUGUUUCAGUCGGAGCUGUCAAAGGAGUUCAACAUGUUUCUGUCGGCCUUGGCUUUUGCUGCUCCUCGCGACUCUUUAGAUGACAGCAUCAUCAACUGCCUCAAGGACCGUCAACUGCCAAAUCCUAUGGAUACGAAGCUGCCACAUUGUGGUGGCGAAGUCGAGGCAAACUACGAUGAAAGCAAGAGUGAGUGGAGCAGUGUGACUGGAGAUGGAAGCACACUCGGUGACCCUGAAGAUGAAGAGUUUGACGACAAGAGCGCAUUCGUGUGGCGAAUUCCCUCGUACAGGCUCUUGUACAAUAUCCAAAACGCUGGAUUUAAACUGGAGACGACUCCAUACGAAGAAGAUGACUUUCACGAGCCUUCCCUGCUCGAGAUCGCACAACUCGCCAUCAACGGGGCCCGCAGCGAAAGUGCGAGCAUCUGCUGCUUAGCCCUGGUUAUUUGCUUUACUGUACAGGCGGACUUCCUGAACAUGGUCUUUGUGGUCUCUGCCUUUGCAAUCUUGCUUGUUGAGAACCCACGCCCAUCUCCGCUGAUUUGGACCCACUUGCUUGCUUACUCGUGCUGCAUUAUUGGGCUGCGGUAUGUAUUCCAGUUGUCAGUUUUCUGUACUGGAAUGACGAACCGUGGCUACUUUUACCCGAGUGUUGAGCCGUACUGCACGACCGCAACUGAUGCGGCCACUAACGCCAGGUCCAUCCAACCAAUGGUGCUACUUGGCUUGUACAAGUUUGAUGGUAUUGCGAUCGCCAACGUGACGUCAGUGUAUGAUGGUCUCCAAUGGGACUUUUACGUCAUGCUUCUUCUGCUGUGGCAUCGACGAGAACUUCGAAUGCAAGGAUUGUGGAGCGAAGCGUAUAGUGGAGACGACGUUGACGAUCAGGCAUCAUCGCGGUACAAGUCUGAGCUGAUGCGCGAGCUGCGAUCAUCUUUUCCCUCUUCACAGGACUCGAUCGAUGACGCUUUCUCUUACGACGGCCCGGUAAACAGCAAAAAGCUCAAGCAAGCCAAAAGCUUGCGCAGUCACGAGUCCACCUCGCCACGCAGCAGCAAACACCUUUUGACAGCGAGAAGGGCGUCGAUGGGUGUCAGUGCUGCUUGUGUGAACAACUCGGAACUAUGCAACGAAGUUGCGACUCAAGUGAUAGAGGAAAUGCUCGAGCAAGAAAAGCUGGAGGCGGAUCAGAAGUCGGCGUCGACUGCCGCUUUCGAUGAUACUGUUGCGCGUUCUCCCUCGUCACGUCGAUCGAACGAGUGUUCUGGUCUCUCGCCUCGGUCUCCUAGUAUGGGAGAAGACAUCGUUGUCUCGAAACAGAUAGAGAUGGACGCAAACGCGUCAGAGCAUGGAUUCCACGCUGGCGCAAAGAAGUCAUGGCUUGCUGAGAGGUUCCCCAAAGUACACGCGUAUUUCCAGACCGUCAUUUGCGAGCCGCCCGCCCAAUGGGAUAAGGAUAUACAAGUGGCUAUCACGGGCGAAAAACCUGGCCGCGACUUUUACACCGCGUCCCUGUCCGUGCUUCUGCUGUCGUCGAUUUAUGCGGUCAUCUUUUACAAGGAACUCGGUGAGGCAGAUUCGAGCGAUACGUCGGUAGCUGAUGCAGAUAGCCGAGUGUCAUCAUCGUCGCUACUUUCCGGCAAUCUCGUCCUGCUGGUGUUGACCGAGCUGAUCUUCAUCGUAUGGGAUCGAGUGGCUUAUGUCUGCUCGUCGCUGCAAUCCAAAGUGAUACUGCAGUAUUCGUACACGUUCGUGCUCCACUUGGCCGUGUGGUACUUACUUCCGAGUGUCAGCAACAUCUACUUCCAGCAACGACCCGCGCUUGUGGCUUUUUACCUGUUCCAGUGUGUUUACCUCUGGUUGGGUGCACUACAAAUACGUUGUGGGUACCCAGCGUAUCUCGGCAGCCGGUACAAUUACGCUAAAGCCACAAGUGUGACAGCAAUCAGCGAGACGUUGUUUGGUUUGAUGAUGCUGGCGCCGUUUCUGUUCGAGAUGCGGGCUUUGCUGGACUACUUGUGCAUGAAAACGUCGCUCAGUUGGCAGCAUUGGAUUCUCUUGGAAGACACUGUGGCACAUGUGUUUGGCGUGAAGGGCAUCAUGAAGAGUCGAGUUGAGGCGGCAGACAUUCUCCAAGGCAAGAAUCGUCAGCCGAUGAAGACAAAGAUGAUGUCGGCGGGUGUGAUGCUGUUGUUUCUGCUGAUUUGCCUCGUCGGUCCACUGGCAAUGUUCAGCUCGAUCAACCCCAGCACAACCGCAAAUAACGUGACGUUGACGACUGUCACGUUCGGCAUUGAGGAUGAAAAGGAAACUAUGAACGAACUGUACUCAAGCAGCGACAGUAACAGUCCGUCGUGCGAGGUGGACCUCAAUACGGAUAGCGCAUCGACGCAGUGCAUUGAGUUUGAUGUGUUUUCCAACAACAUGUGGGGGCUUUCUCCCCCGCGUAUGGACCUACUUGUGACGCAGUUACAGUCCACGAAGACGCUCAAGUGGGCCAUCACCUUUGCUUUCACGCGCCCUGGUCCUACUGAUCGCAAAGUGAUUACAGCCAAAUAUUCAACCAGAGUGACUGACGAGCAUCGGAACGCACUGAUUCCAAUGAUCAAACAAACGUUAACAGAUGAUGAAAGCACGACGCUGCCCUCUGUCCAAAUUGAUGACCUCUUACCUGCUGUCGUGCAGCUCACAGCAAGUAAUGGCGUGCUCCGGCGUUCUACUGAGAUGCGCUCGGUGACAAUCAGCAAACACUCAUUGGGUGGGUCAACGUGGUGGAACAUUGAGCCUAUCAAGAGCUCACGUGGCUCAAACUACUGCUCGGCUACCUAUCCGUUCUGCAUCGUUGCAGUCUCGGAUCGAAUCGUGCAAGGACUGACGACACUCGGCAUUAGCUCAUAUGGACUCACGGCUGUGUACGUUUUUGUGGUAGUCACAGUGGGCAGUGCUGUCAAGGUGUUUUUCCGCGGCAAGCUAUUCCGGAUCCAGUAUGACGAACUACCAGACCCCGGAGACGUGCUCGAACUCGUGGAAGGCAUUUACAUUGCACGGCACGAGCAGUAUGUGGGGCAUUUGAAAGACGAAGUGCGUCUGUUUGAGACACUCGUGCGCGUGCUACGGUCGCCGGAGACGCUACUGAAGGUGACAGGCGUCAACGUCAUCCACAUCCCGACUGCAAAGGAAAAGCUUGAUUGA
Messenger RNA from Hyaloperonospora brassicae, 8484 nucleotides. NCBI's taxonomy places the organism in Eukaryota, Oomycota, Peronosporomycetes, Peronosporales, Peronosporaceae. The record is from the annotation of a GenBank genome assembly.